UGCAGCUUACCAGAAUCCCUUCGCAUCCACUUGGAUUACUUUGCAUUACUGACGUAACGGAAUGAGUGCUCUUGAGUGGAAGCAAGUUGCUGAUAUUUCCGAGCGAUCUAUAAGUCUAAAGAAUGUUGACGCACUUUGUGACCUUUUGCAAGAGGCAAGAGUAGAUGGCCUAACGGAAAGAAGGCAGUUGAUUCAUGUAUUCAAUAUCACACAAGUGCUUCUAAAUAUUCGUUCUGAGCAAUGGAAGAAUGCGGAGGAGAUUUUGAUACAAAAGACCUCUGAACUACGAAAUCUGCAACUCGAGAACGAUGAUUUAGAAAAAGAAAACCACGAACUACAAAGAGCACUGUCAGUAUCAAACACGGCUAGGGAAUUUGUUGACGAGAAAUUAAAGUUGUCAACGGAAAAUGAACGAAUUCGGAAAGAGUUUGAUAUAAUGAAAUUCAAUAUGGAUCAGCUUACUCACGAGAAAACUGUGCUCAAUACUGAAAAAAUUGAACUUCAAAAGAAAGUCAGUGAAAUGCAUGAGGAAAUUCAGAGUUUGACGAGCAAAUGUGAGUACAUGCAUUCAAAAUUGCAAGAAAAUCCAAAUGUUCGAGAGUUGAGUGAAGUCAAGUUUCGCAGAGAAAUAUCCAACUUACGCUCACAGGUUCGACUCCAAAAGGCUGAAAUAGAUACCCUAGAAGAACAUAAACACAACUUGGAGUGUGACGUAAGCCGAUUAGAGAAAAACCUGAGAGAGGCAACGGCUGACCUGGAGAAGGCAACCGAUGAACAACUACACUUGCGAUCUGUCAUGAAGGAGAAGGAUAAGUGUUUGGCAAGAAAAAUAGACGAAUGUGAUGCCCUCAAGAAACACUUAUCCAAGAAAUCUGAGGACACCGAUAGCGGAAAUGAUGUGAUAUUGGAUGCCGUUGAUCAAAAGAUUUUAGAGUGGAAGCAGGUCAUUUCCGAAAAAGACACGGAAAUUGUGAAGCUUUAUGAGCAGAUACAAACUGCCCAAAAACAACUUAAAAGAGCCUCUUGCGACAGUACGAAGUUUGGAAUCAAGACACUUUUGAGUACAUUGAGUGAGCGUGACUACCAGGUCAAUAUUUUGAAAGAACAGCUAGCAGAUGCAACGAAGGAAGUGGAACGAUCCACCAGACUACUUGAAGAAUUCAAGCGACAGCUGGACUCAACCCACGGCGGUUCGGAUGAGACCAAGGCGAAGCGGAUAAAGUCACUGCAAAUACAGCUGAGAGAAAAGGAAGUUCUCAUUGGAAGAUUGGAAAAAAGUCUGAGAUUGGCUGAAGAGACAUGUCAGCAACAACAAGUCGAGAUUACUAAUUUGGAGCAACGCUUGCACCGCUUCGAGUGCGGAGAAUACGGCCUGGCAGAAGCACUCAGGGAAUUGAGAGCCGUCAAAAGCCAACUGGAAUCCAAAGACCGACAACUGGAGGAACUUUGUCGUGUGGCAAGUCAAGCGGAAACGGCCGUGAAUGAGACCAACCUGGAGAAUGAGUAUCUCAGAGAACGAUUAGGCAUCAAGCCAGAUGAAGCAGUCGACUUGAAAGGAUACCGCAUGGUGAAACGAACGAAGGACGACGAAGAACGAGCGUUGAACAUUGUAUUACGGAUCCCGCCUGAAUUGCAGAAACCCUCUCCGGAGCCACGUGACCCAUUUACGUUGAUUGGAGAGCAGAUGGUCGGGAAAAUAGCAGUGUUAGAGAUGAAGGAACUGAACGAGCGAGAAAGAGCCAAGCAUGCACAACACAUGCUGAACAUUAUGAGACAAACGAAUCAACAGUUGGAAGAGCGUAAUCGAGAGCUCGAGCAAGCAGUGUCAAGACUCACUGAGAGCUCACUGAGUCUGCAAUCAUCUGAGCAUCAACUGAGGCAAGAACUCGCGGAUGCCGUCCCAAGGUCAGUCACAUGUGCAAUGGAAAAGAGGGUAGAAGAGCUGGAACUUGCCAACAUCAGUCUGCGUCAUGAGAUGGAGCAGUUAAAAGAAAUUGCGCUAAUUUCCGUCUUCCAAACACAGAAUAUAGAGCAACAAAACAAGGCACACGAAUUAGAAGUUGAGACCUUGCGACAACAGCUGGAAGAACUUGAGUCCAAAGAUGAGCACAGCGCAGUCGUAGCCAGAUUACAUCGACAAGUGACGGGAUUGCAAAUUUCCGAAUCCACAGCCGUGUGUCGGCUUGCAGCUACAGAGAAGAAAGCGGCCCAUUUGGAAUCUGUCAUCUUACGCGUGGAGCAACGUUUGGCAAAACGUGAAGCUGAGUUAAGAGAACAGCGGAACUACCACGACCGAUGGCGAAAGCGAUACAGCGAGACAAUUAAUACUCUCAGGGCCCGCUACGCCGGCUGUGUGCCCAUCGCGGAACAAGAGCGAGUAGCCUCUCGGUACGCUGAGAUUUCACGCGAGCGUGCUCGUUUGCAGUUGGAACUGGAGACCGCGAUACAACGUGCCAUUAAGGCAGAAGCUAGUUUGCAGGGUGACCGUGAACGGAACGAACUGGUGAAGCACUUCAAGUUAGUCGAUGAUGCUACCGACUUUGGAAGUUCGCAAAAGAAGGAAUCGCUUGAACGGAAGUUAAUCCAGUGUCAGUCAAAAUUGGCCGAUCUUCGUGUCGAGGAAACGAUUCAGCGAAGACAAGCCGAACAACUUCGUUUGCACAAUCAACACCUUCAAGUGGUGAUUCACAAUCAGGAGAGCCAGCUGAACAGUUUGGAAUCGGAGAACGCCCAACUUAGUAAACAGCUAGAGAGGCGGGAAAUUGAGUGGGAGCUUCGUGAAUGCGAGCUGGAAAAGGCACUGUACGCUUCCAAAGCAGCACAGCAAGAAACCGUGGCAGCUACGGACAAACUUGGUAUCACUGAGGAAGUGGUCACUAUGGCACAUUCAAUCAGUGAGACGGAAGCAAACCCCUUCGGUGACCUUCAGGCUAAUCGUAUGCCGAAUGCCGAACUUCCUGUAUCCGAACAAUUGAAGGAGGCGUUGACUAUCAUCAAGCGCAACGUCCUAACAAUACUGAAUCAGCGCGUGGAGAUUGAAAGUUUGAAAAAGAAACUCGCCGAAUUGAUUCGAGAAAUGCAAUUUAACAAGGAGGAUAUCGGUCUGCAGAGCCUUCCUUACCAGAUACCUGAGAAAGAUUACCAGACACCGACCGAGACUGAUGCAGACAAUCCAGCCACUGGGAGUUUGCGAUUGCAAAUCGAUUUACUUCAACGUCGUCUGGCCGCGAAAGAGGAGAGUUUAGCCGAAGCACAUGAGCUAUUGCGGCAGGUAGAAAAAGCGAACGAAGACAUGCAAGAGAAAUUUACCAAACAGAAUGCUGACUUGCUUUCAAGGCUACGCGGACGAAUAGAAGAAUCCGUGGCACAACUUUCAAGGUCGGUGGAAUCCACUGCAAGUCGACAGCAAGCUGACCAGUAUUGCAAGCAGUUAAAUCAACGCCUGAAGGAAAUGGAGGAAGCUCUGGAAGAGCAGCAUCAAGUUGUGAUCCGACAGCUCGACCGCACGAAGCAAGCGAAUCGAGAGACGGAGAUGUGGAAAAUGAAAUACGAACAAUUGGGACAGGAGGCUGAGGCGGCGCGACAUAAAAUAACAGAGCAGUACAAGCGUCUGUUCUCUCAGCUUCAACUGGAUCGUGAAAAUCUACAAGCCCAGUUAAACCACUGUAACAAACGUGUACGCGAACUGUCCUCGGAGGUCAGUAAAUGGAAACAGGAAGCAAGUAAAUCUCCGUCGGCUGCUCAGCGCCAGACAACCGAACGUCUUAAAGCUGAACUGGCGGACCGCGAGAAGCGUCAACAGGCCCUCACGAAAGCACUUGCUGAACUUCGGCGCGACUUGUUGGCACAGGCUGAACACGCGGUUUUGAUAAAUGCUCCAACCAACAAACUCUCGUCCGUGGAAGGCGUUCGGGCGCCCAGCAUGGUCGACAAAUCGGUGGAAGCCGUUGUUACUCCGGCAGUGCAGUCUGGAUUUCCAGAACACGUCGUGGCAGUGAGGGAGGAAUCGGAUUUACAACAGGUCCCUAGUUCAGACAUACACAGCCUCUUGAAACAGCGAAACGAACAGUUGGAAGCGGAAUGCAAUGAGUUGCGAGGUCAGCUGACCCGAAUGAAGCAAAUCAGGACACUCAGAAAUGACUCUUCCAUGAACCGACAACUUCAAGAAAUGGAGGAGAAGAAUCGUGACUUAGAGAACCAGAUCAAGCGCCUUCAGUCGUCUCGAGAAAAGCAGCGCACUGAAACCAUGAGAAAGUUGGAAGCGGAAGUGGUCAGUUUGAACUCCCAGUUAGCAAGCAAGAUAGCAGAACUGCAGCGUGCUCAAAGGCAACUGGAGGAGAUCAGGAUUGCAUUAGAGAGUGCUCUGCGUGAGAAUGAAUUGUUGCGCGGACGUCUUUCGCAUAAUUGGCAACCAGCUAUGCUUCCAGAAAAGGAGGAUCUGGACGCACUGGAGAAAAGAAAGGCCUCAGUGAAACCUGGUGAACUAAAGGAAAGGCUGGCACUACAUCAGCAGGUGCUGGAGUUGAAAUCUGAGGUAGAGAUGCUUCGUCGAGCGAAGCCCAUAUCGUUGGACCUGCCGGUAGAGACGAAGCCCGUAACCGGUGGACCAGUGGAACUCGAGGCUGCUGAGCUUCGCCAUCGUCUGGCACAAGAGCGUAUCAAGGCGUUGGAGCAGCAACUGAUAGACACUGGACGCAGCACGCCAGCUAGGAUUCAAAUGGAUCAAGCCAUACAGCAAGACCUACUUCGAGUGACCAAGGAGAACAUGGAGCUCCGAAGCGAAUUGGAAACAACGCGUGCAGACAUACCCCGACUCAAGAUGCGCAUCCAGGAGCUGCAAUCUUAUGUUGAGAGGAUGAGACACGAGAACGGGACCUUCGCGACCAGUCGUCAAAAUGAUAAGUCGAUCGAAUCCGGAGGUAAUGGAAAUUACAACAUCAAACGUGUCGGUGAAAGUGGAAAAUCCUGCAAAGAAUUAGAGAAAAUUAUCGUCCGACUCAAAAGUGUGCUACAGCGGAGCCUGGCCGAAAACGAACGUCUCAAAAGCACUCCAAGUGCGACUGUACAGAAUGAGAAUCGUCAGCUACAAGCAGAGAAUGAGAGGCUACGGAUGGAAUUAGAACAAGCAAAAUUGGCGGCAGAUGCACUCAUGACAACGCAUCGAGCAAGUAGCGAGAAAAGUAUACAGAAACUUUCCCAAGAAUACGAACGACUAAGAAAAAGCUAUGAGGAGGUUGGCUCAUCUUAA
This is a messenger RNA of Dicrocoelium dendriticum, 5248 nucleotides long. The record is from the annotation of a GenBank genome assembly. Lineage: Eukaryota; Metazoa; Platyhelminthes; Trematoda; Plagiorchiida; Dicrocoeliidae.